GUCAGGCAAAAAUUUAUCGUUGAAAAUAAUAUUUAGCUCAUCUGGAGAUACAUAUUCAGCUUUGGAUUUGUCAAAAGAUAUUGUAUUUUCAUCCACAUCUACAAUGAACAGAAUAAACAAAGGGCUCCAUAAACGUGACGUAUUCAAUUUAUCUUAUAUUUGAAGUCAAUUUAGCAUGUAUAUGUGUACUGUCUUUCUACAUAAAGGAAGAAAAUAAUUCUCUUCAUUCAGAUAUAUGCAUCUUCCCUUUCAAACAAUUCAGUGAGAAAGUGUUGUUUUUUGUGCACUGUGGCUGCUGCAUAUAUUUGGUUCAUUUGUAAAUCACUUGCUAAUGAAUAGCCACAACAUUGGUUGCCAAGAGAGGACUCAACGAGAUCUUGACUUGGAUGUAUAUGAUUAUGAAUCCGAACAAUUUUUUGAGAAAAAGGCUUACCACAGGGGAGUUCUUGAAGCAGGGACAAUACCUCAGGACUUGAUUAGCCCUGCUAAUUCAUCCAGCACAAUGAUGAGCUAUACUAGUUUACCAACUUCUGCUUUUUACGCAACUGAAGUAUACAUGGGGCUUCCUCAGGUUAAUUAUCAAGUUGGUAGUUCUACUUCUUCUCCAGAAUUAUCCAAGAAUUAUGAUGCUCAGAUGGUCUCCUAUCAGCCAUACGAAAACGAAUUUGGUACUGAAUCCCUGGAACGAACCAACCAUUGGCAAGGUGACUCCUGUAACUAUCAGUACAGCUUUGAUUAUCAGAAAUCUUAUUCUGAGAGAGACCAGCUUUUGCAGCUCAAAAGAAAGUUGCUUGGGAAUUUCAACACUCCAGAUAAUAGGAGGCAAGUAUCAAUACCUUUCGGUGGAAAUACUGAUAUUAGUAUCUCACACAGCUUGUAUGCUGAUCGACUUGAAUAUACAAGGCAAUCCGCAAGAACUUCUUGUAAUACUGCAGCUGCUAUAUCAAAUAAGACGCGAAUCAGAUGGAGUCAAAAUCUUCAUGAUCGGUUUGUUGACAGUGUGAAUCGCCUUGGCGGUGCUGAAAAGGCGACACCAAAGGCAAUACUGAGGCUGAUGGACUCUGAGGGAUUGACUAUCUUUCAUGUGAAAAGUCAUUUACAGAAAUACCGAAAUGCAAAGUGUAUGGCAGACUCCGCAGAGGAAAAGUCUCAGAACAUGACUACCAGGAAUGAUCAAGAUCAACAAAUCGACAUACAGACAGGCCUGCAACUCAAGGAAGCGUUAAAAUUGCAAAUAGACGUCCAAAAGAGUCUUCAUGAGCAACUUGAGGUUUAUAAUUUCUUGCUUAAUUCUUUUCACUGGAAAAGAUCAAUAUAUUUACGCACAUUUUGUUCAAACAGAUCCAGCGAAAUCUGCAGUUGAGGAUUGAAGAGCAAGGAAAGCAGCUAAAACUUAUGUUCGAGGAGCAACAGAAGGCAAACAAGUGAUUUAUGAGUUUCAAAAUUUCCUGAUACCUAUAUUGAUUAGAUUGCGGAGAGUUCACUCAGAAUUCUCUUUGUCCAUCCGAGAUUAGUUAGGUUGCUACACGUACCAUAUUGUUUGGUCUUUUUUCUUGUAUUUCUAAAUUUAAGUUGGUCAGGAAGAGUAAAGGAAUAUUUUUACAAA
Molecule: messenger RNA, 1606 nt
Organism: Daucus carota subsp. sativus
Lineage: Eukaryota; Viridiplantae; Streptophyta; Magnoliopsida; Apiales; Apiaceae
Product: myb family transcription factor PHL5
Exons: 6
Coding region: 332-1363 (343 amino acids)
Molecular function (GO): DNA binding; DNA-binding transcription factor activity
Source: RefSeq, a predicted model, not a curated record